Messenger RNA from Apis laboriosa (Himalayan honeybee), 3504 nucleotides. RefSeq names its product paired box protein Pax-6-like. Gene Ontology annotation, biological process: regulation of transcription by RNA polymerase II; anatomical structure development. NCBI's taxonomy places the organism in Eukaryota, Metazoa, Arthropoda, Insecta, Hymenoptera, Apidae. Bases 712 to 2379 code for a protein of 555 amino acids. The record is from RefSeq and is a predicted model, not a curated record. The transcript is spliced from 12 exons. Gene Ontology annotation, molecular function: DNA-binding transcription factor activity, RNA polymerase II-specific; RNA polymerase II cis-regulatory region sequence-specific DNA binding.
CAGCACGUGUGCUGCGCUCGUACGGAUCGUACGAGCCACCCCCGUAUAUUACAUAUUUCUGCGUGCACGUUCAGAGAUCCAGGUUCCAGGUUGGAUUUUGGUCGCGAACGAUCAAUUCCUCGCGAUAUAUCGAAAAGGAGAGAGCACGGUCUCGAUAAUCGAUAUAUAUAUAUCUCGAUUCGAUAUUCUUCGUCUUGGAUCGAAUCGAUUCGAUCUGUGGAGAAAAGUGCAUAUGGGGAACGCGAUCUAUUUGGAAUCAUCAACGAUCGAUAAAUACGCGUAAUAUUCGGAAAUAAGCUGAAUAUCGAUCUCGCCGGUUAGAGAGAUCGAUCGAUCGAUCUUCGUACUAUCUCGGUUUGUUUCGAUUUGAUCCGGUGUUGUUCGUUGAGAGGAAAAGUUGCGUGCGGGAUUUUGUAACAGUGUUUGGGACACGUGAGAGUGGACUGUAGCAGUCUGAACAUCACGCCGUCACGUGCUUUCGUGAAAAUUGUACCAAAGUGCACCAUCGUGUGACGAUACCACGUUGCCUAUUCCGGAUUCAUCGUGCUACUCUCUGAGAACGGUGAUUGGGAGGACAGCGUCGGCCGACGGCAGCUUUUGUGACCGGAAGUGCCUAAAGGCCCGAAGAUUCUGCCUUCGCAGCAGCUGGGCGCUGCGGUCGCUCCAUGGCCGGGCGCCACCGGCCUCCUAGCCUCUGUCACCGCUGACGACAUGGCACACAAAGGUCACAGUGGCGUGAAUCAGCUCGGGGGUGUGUUCGUCGGCGGUAGACCGCUUCCAGACUCGACCAGGCAAAAGAUCGUCGAGUUGGCUCAUUCCGGCGCGAGGCCCUGCGACAUCUCCAGGAUACUGCAGGUUAGCAAUGGCUGCGUCUCCAAGAUCCUUGGAAGGUACUACGAAACCGGGUCGAUCAGGCCCAGAGCCAUCGGUGGCAGCAAGCCCCGCGUCGCCACCGCCGAGGUCGUGAGCAAGAUUUCCCUCUACAAGAGCGAGUGCCCUUCCAUCUUCGCGUGGGAGAUCAGAGACCGCUUGCUCCAAGAAGGCGUAUGCACGAACGACAACAUUCCCAGUGUGUCGUCCAUCAACAGGGUGUUGAGAAAUUUGGCGGCGCAGAAGGAGCAACGGCAGCAACAGCAGCAGCAGCAGCAAGGUGUGGCCGCUGUUGGAGUCGGGGUAGGUGCUGGUAGCCCGGCCGAGAGCGUUUACGAUAAAUUGAGAUUGCUCAAUGGGCAAACCACUGGAUGGCCACGACCCAAUCCAUGGUAUCCAUCUGGAGCUGGCAGCCCAUUUCCAUCCCUGCAACCCAGUUUGAGCCCGAGUCAUUGUACGGCCUUGCCACCGGAUCCUGCGGACAUUCUGCACGCAAAGAAGGUAGCGGAACUGGAGGGCGGUGCACACUCGGACGAGACGAACAGCGGCGGUGACAACAGCAACGCAGGGAGCGUGUCCGGGGGCACGGACGAUGAUCAGGCGCGUCUUCGCUUAAAAAGGAAGCUUCAAAGGAAUCGCACGAGUUUCAGUAACGAGCAAAUAGACGCGCUCGAGAAGGAAUUCGAGAGGACGCAUUAUCCAGACGUUUUCGCAAGAGAGAGAUUGGCCGGAAAGAUUGGUCUGCCUGAAGCUCGAAUACAGGUAUGGUUUUCGAAUCGGCGGGCGAAGUGGCGGCGCGAAGAGAAAUUGCGCACGCAACGGAGGGACAACCCGCAACACCAGCAGUCGCAGCAGCAGCAACAGCAGCAACAACAGCAGCAGCAGCAACAGCAGCAACAGUCCCAACAGCAGCAGCAGCAGCAGCAGCAGCACGCCGGAGGGGUGAGUCUGGUCACCGCUGGUCAUCCGACACCACCACCGGCCUCGGGUAUUUUGGCUGGUCAACCACCGCCGCAAGCGCCGCCCUCUCCACCUAGGAUACAUCAUGGUUUCGCGCCCACCGCCGUUUACCCCGGAAUACCCAGCAUGCCUGAUUCGUACAGUCCCAUGACGUCCAUGCCGAGUUUCACGAUGUCCGGCGGUGGCCAGCAGAACCAGCACACGACGAGCAGCAUGUCAUCGUUGUCGACGGGCGGUGGGAUGGGGCCGAUGGGUAUGACCGUGGGCAUGACGGUGGGCCCUAGCCCGGGCGCGUGUCUCCAGCAACGCGACAACGGUUAUUCGUGCGGCGUCGCCCGUCCACCGAGUUACGAGCCUCUUCACCUCGGAUACGGGGCACGGCCCACGUGCAGCCCCACUCAGCCAUACCACACCGCGGGCCUGAACCAGUAUAAUCAGAACACCAGCUCGACCGGUUUGAUAUCGCCAGGUGUCAGCGUACCGAUCGCAGUACCAGGCCAACCAGCACCAGACAUGGCGGCCCAAUACUGGUCACCGAGGCUGCAGUGACCGUGGUGGUCAUCGGUGUCGACAUCCUCUCCGUAGGCUCGAGCUUUGACUUAUAUUAGUCUUAACAAACGAGAUUAGAUACGUGGGAACGCAAGGAGAAGACGUUCGAAAUCGAUGAAAAGAACAGCCAUUGCAAUUCGUUCGAUGGAAUCGAUUCGAUACUUUUGUCCUCGACGAUUAUCGAUUGCCUUCGAUUAUCGAUCCAAGGCGGUCUCGUAAAAAUCGUUCGAAGAACGUGCAAAAAAGAAGAAUGGAGAAUAAUGAGGAUGUUAGUGGAACUUGUAAAAUAAACGUCACAAAUGACGCAAAAUUUAUCGUAUGGAAAAAAAAGAAUAAGUUUUGCUCGCUAAGAACGUUUUUUUCGCGCGAGAUUGAGAACUUUUGUAAAUUAAUAGGCGUGUACGGUUAAUGCAGACAUAUUAAGUUCAAGAUUUUAAGACUCGUACACGCCUAAGGUGUGAUGAAAAGAUACACUCUUGCCUCCAACGGACACACAAGAAGAACAACUUCGUCGUAAACUUGCGUAUCAUCGACGUUGCAAGAGGAGAACUAAUUAAAUUGUUCAGAAAAUGCACAUAAUCAAACAAAUGAUAAAUGUAUGCAGUUUUGUCUCGAAAGAAGCCUCAUUUUUAUCUUGUACAUCGCGAGUUACGAUGAAGAUCAUUUAGCAAUGGAUCAAAAUGAAAUCUAGUUCUCCAUGGUGAUUUAUGACGACACCAUAGGAGAAAUUUCUUUGUAAUGAAGCUACUAGGUAUCGAAAUUUUUUAAUAUGUCGUUAGCAUGAUUUAUUAUGUAACGAAUUGUUUUCGUUUCGAUUCGUAAUUAUAUAAUUAUAUAAUAAUAGGCAUAAAGUAUCGGUGUAAUACCUUAUCAUCGACCAGUGAAAAUAAUUUAAUUGUUAGAAAUCAUCGAGGCAUCCGUUCACCAUGAACGUUGAAAAUGUUUUGUUAAAAGCGGCAAUAUGAUACAAUUUUUGCGAAUAAAUUAUGAAAAAUUGAAAAUGUAUUGGAAUAGACACGUAUCGUUUCACGUUCAAACCUUAUAUUGUAAAUAUUUUUCAAUCGUUUAUUAGAGCUAUAUAUCUAUACUUAGGAUAUUGGGAAAGUUUUGUUUUUAAAAAGAUCU